Molecule: messenger RNA, 2916 nt
Organism: Amyelois transitella
Lineage: Eukaryota; Metazoa; Arthropoda; Insecta; Lepidoptera; Pyralidae
Gene: Pdzd8
Product: PDZ domain-containing protein 8
Exons: 14
Coding region: 1-2889 (962 amino acids)
Biological process (GO): mitochondrial calcium ion homeostasis
Cellular component (GO): mitochondria-associated endoplasmic reticulum membrane contact site
Molecular function (GO): lipid binding; protein binding
Source: RefSeq, a predicted model, not a curated record
AUGCCGGACUGGACCUGGUUGUUGUUGGCUGCGGUGUUCGGCGCUGUUUCGGCGCUGGCGGUGCCGCUGGCCAUUCUGAUUUACUUUUUGCGUCCUUUUGAGAAGAAAGCGCCAAUGGAGGCGCAGUACAGCUUGCCUGUCACAUUACCACCGGAGAUAUUGAACGAGCUGACACGAGGGGCCGGCUGCACUCCCGAGGGUGCACUCAACGCGAUGCUGCAGUUCAUCUUCCAACAGAGCACAGCAGACACCCGCUGGCUGCGCAGAAGAAUGGCCACAGAACUGGCCGAGCUACUGGCCAAGACAUCAUCGGGGAAGAUCUUCGAAUCUUUAACGCUUCGUUCACUGGAAGUUGGCACAGAGUUCCCCAUUAUCACUAACAUGCGGCUUCUCAACGGAGAGAUGGAAGAUGAUGGAGCGAGGCUCCGGUCUCUUGACCUGAAUUUCGACCUGGCGUACGAUGGAAACUUCAGGAUCGACGUCGACGCUGUCAUGCUGCUGGGAAAGAUAGCUAAUAUUUCAAUCACUGUGGAGAGUAUAAGCGGGAAAGUGCGAGUGAUGUUUCGCCGGACGCCUUACACCCACUGGGCGCUGGCCUUCGAGACCCAGCCGAAGCUGGACUUGAGGGUCCGCGGCCGGUUCCAGGGGCGUCAGCUCAAGCCGCGGCUGGCGUCGCUCGUGGCUGCACAUAUCAGGCGGGCGGUGGCGCAGAGGCAUACCCUGCCGAAUUAUAAGAUAAGAUACAAGCCAUUCUUCCCGAAAUCAGAGCCAGGAAGUGCCGAGACUGAAGAUGGGCCAACUCCACAGGGUCGUCUGACGGUCAGACUGGUGGAAGUAACGCGGCUCCAAUGGUCUGGCGGGAUUGGGACCGUUAGAGCUGCCUUAGCUGUGGACUCGCAUGGCUGGGUGUCACUUCGUCGUGGAGUUCUAGUGUUAGACAUAGUUUUACCAGCAGUAUCGGGACCUCUAGGACUGGUCUGCUGUCAGGGAGUCGGAGUGGUCUUGGUAGAUACUGUGGUACCAAUGUCACCGGCAUAUAGAGCUGAUUUGAGAAGAGAUGAUGUGGUAUUAGCAAUUGACAACAAACCAGUGAACAACGUCGCCCAGGUGGGAAAACUACUAAAAUGCGUAGAACGGCGCGCUGUCACAGUUCGAGUGCGUCGUGGCGGUACUACUGCUGGCGGUAUGAGAAGAGAAGACAGCCUGAGUGCGGGGGCGGCCGGGGAGACCAAGCGGGGGAUGCGGACCAACUUCACGUUCAGAAGGGUCUCGGAGGUGAUGGAGGGGGUGCGGCUACAGGGCAUGCGGGCUACGGCUUCAAAAGCCAAUCUGCAAGAAUCAGAAUCUCCUUCAAAGUCUUUGGAAACACAAAACGAGACUGAUUCCCAAACAAAACAAAAGGCUGAACCUGUUCGACAGCACUCGAAGGGGCCCGAGCCAGGCCCUGGGAACUUCGGCUUGAGAAAAAGAAGAUGCUCAGUAGAAAACAAGUCUUCCGACAGCUCCGCCGGCAGUACGCCACCAGCUUCCGGGGCGAGCACACCUCUCAGACAAGCCACUGUUAUAAACAAAACAGUCAAACAUCCGGAUAUACCCAUAAUUAGAACAGAUUCCUCAGAAUGCAAGGUAACGGAGAAGGUUGAAGCAUUAGAUGAAGAAGAUCAGCUUUUUGAAACCGGAGGUCCGAGACAGAGUGAACACGUAGAAAUAUGCCAAAUGUUCUGGACGAAAAGUAUACAGUUAAAACCCAUUAUACCUUUUGAUGAAGAAACAGAGUUUAAACUAAAUGAGAACCAUAAAUAUUUAAAUAUAAAUAUUUGGGCUGCUGUACCUGGCGAGAAAGACGAAGUGUUACUAGGAUAUCUGAAUAUACCACUAGCAUCUCUUCUAGCUGAAUGUCAAGAUUCAACUGUACCACAUCAUAUGAAGAGAUAUCAAUUUUUACCACCUGACGUGGAUAUUAAAUUUAGCAAAAGUCACAAAUUAUCAUCUCACCCCGGCUUCGAACCUUGCCUCUGCUUCGGCGAUGCCCUCGUGUGGUGGGAGUGGGAAGGCGCUGGCAUCCAUCGCUCGGCGAGCCGCUCGGCCAAGGAACCUGCCGCGCCUAAACCUCCGAAACCAUCGCGCACCGCGCAUGACUUCGUCCGAACGCACUUUCAUAGGUCCACACAAUGUGACUUUUGUAAUAAAAAGAUUUGGCUGAAAGAUGCAAUGCAAUGUCGAAACUGCGGCCUCUGCUGUCACAAAAAGUGCGUCGUCAAGUGCCAAGAGUCGUCUCCUUGCGUCCCUAAACAGGAUCAAGAUUCAACAGGGCUCAAUUGUCCUCCACCCGAGCUUAUAAUGACCGAAGCAGAUGCUGUGGACCCCGACUCCGAAGAUGAACCAGAGAGGAAGGAUUCCUUGGAUGUUCACGAGGAAGGCGGUGGUGCGAUGAGUGCCCUGGUGGCAGGUCUACGGCGCGCUGGCUCAGCACAUUCGCUGUCGGCGCCAAAGACUUGUGCCUCAUCGCGGUCUCUGCCUCCUUCACCCAGUCAUACACCCAGGAAGCAGUCUCUCGAACCAGUGGGCAACCCGUUCGGCGCGUGCGGCGCGACGUGGCUGCAGAAGGGAAACGUGAGCGCUAUGCUGCAGCCGGCGCUGCGGAGCGCGCUGCCACCGGACGCGCUGCUGGCUGCCGCCAGGGACUCCGCUCCUGAACUCGCGGCUAGGCUGUCAGCCCAACAAAUACACGAAAUGCUCCAAGCAGUUCGUGAGGAACUAUCCGCGGAGGACGCGUGCGCAGGCGAAGAAGCCGGUGAGAGCCGUGCAUGCGCACUGACAGCCCUCAUGCUGCACUGCUGCGCUGCGGCACAGCUCGCCCAGCAGCGAGCGGAUGCCGCACCCACUUGAUGUUAUUAAAUUACUGUUCAAUGUCAA